Molecule: messenger RNA, 1392 nt
Organism: Brassica napus (rape)
Lineage: Eukaryota; Viridiplantae; Streptophyta; Magnoliopsida; Brassicales; Brassicaceae
Product: peroxidase 12-like
Exons: 3
Coding region: 16-1176 (386 amino acids)
Biological process (GO): response to oxidative stress; hydrogen peroxide catabolic process
Cellular component (GO): plasmodesma; plant-type cell wall
Molecular function (GO): heme binding; peroxidase activity
Source: RefSeq, a predicted model, not a curated record
ACAUUUGGCUAUAAAAUGAAGUCCUCCUCCGAAGAACAACAAGAGAUAGAGAAGAAAAAGCUUGGGUCGAAGAAAAGAGAGAGAAAAAUGGCUAAUGGUUUAUCGAAACGCAUCUUCACGUUUCUGAUGUUGAUCUCGUUAGUAGCGGUGGCACUGAACCUUCUGGCCACCGUAGAGGCUCAGAAUAAGAAGAAGCCAAGGAGAGAUGUUCCUAUUGUGAAAGGUCUCUCAUGGAGCUUUUACCAGAAAGCAUGUCCGAAAGUGGAAAAAAUCAUCAGGAAAGAGCUCAAGAAAGUAUUCAAGAACGACAUUGGUUUAGCCGCAGCCAUCCUUCGUAUACAUUUCCAUGACUGCUUCGUUCAGGGAUGUGAAGGUUCAGUGCUGCUAGAUGGAUCAGCUAGUGGACCAGGAGAACAAUCAUCGAUCCCUAAUCUGACACUGCGUCAAGCCGCCUUUGUAGUCAUCAAUAACCUUCGUGCCCUCGUACACAAGCAGUGCGGCCAAGUCGUCUCUUGCUCUGACACCCUCGCCCUAGCCGCACGUGACUCUGUCGUCCUAUCAGGAGGACCAGACUAUGAUGUGCCACUUGGCCGACGCGACUCACUAGCGUUCGCAAGCCAAAACACGACGUUAAAUAACUUGCCGCCACCAUUCGCCAAAGCGAGCCAGCUCAUCACCGACUUCGCCAAUAGAAACCUCAACAUCACAGACUUAGUUGCACUUUCAGGUGGUCACACCAUCGGAAUAGCGCAUUGUCCCUCGUUCACAGGCCGGCUCUACCCAAACCAAGACCCAACCAUGAACAAGUUCUUCGCCAACAGCCUCAAACGAACGUGUCCCACCGCUAACUCAAGCAACACGCAAGUGAAUGACAUAAGAAGCCCCGAUGUUUUCGACAACAAGUACUAUGUUGAUCUUAUGAACCGACAAGGGUUGUUCACUUCCGACCAGGAUCUGUUCGUGGACAAGAGAACACGUGGUAUUGUGGAGAGCUUUGCGAUUGAUAAAAAGCUGUUUUUUGAUCAUUUCGCAGUGGCUAUGAUCAAGAUGGGUCAGAUGAGUGUCUUGACGGGGUCACAAGGAGAGAUUCGUUCCAACUGUUCGGCGAGAAACACAGGAAGUUUCAUGUCUGUUUUGGAAGAAGGCAUACUCGAGGAAGCUCUUUCCAUGAUCUAAAUAAAACCAUAAGAUCUCGACUCUUCUUUUCUUUAACUUUAUUUUAGUUGUUCACACACUUAUGGUUUUUGGGAUGCUUAAGACUAUAGUUCGACUGGUGAUCAUUCUGGAAAUAACAGGAACGAAUAGAAAAGUAACGUAAAGGAAUAAAAUUGCAUGAAUGAAAAGGAAUGGUUGUUUUUUCCCAAAUUUAACAAUGAAUAUUUUUGUUCUUUA